Aethina tumida (small hive beetle) is the source of this 1317-nucleotide messenger RNA. RefSeq lists its product as uncharacterized. The coding region runs from base 62 to 856 and encodes 264 amino acids. The transcript is spliced from 5 exons. The record is from RefSeq and is a predicted model, not a curated record. NCBI's taxonomy places the organism in Eukaryota, Metazoa, Arthropoda, Insecta, Coleoptera, Nitidulidae.
UGUCACGCUGAAGAAAUGUUGAAGAUCGGGUAGAGGCAGUUCGGGAUUUCGAGCAAUUAGGAUGAGACACAGGAAUUUUCAAAUUGGGGUGUUGUGUGUGCAAUUAUUAUGUGUUUUGUGUCAGGAUAAAACCACCACAGGCCCAUCUCAAAAUGCGAUCAAAACUUCGGAGAAAACGACACCAAUACCAAGUUUGAAAUAUGUUAAGCCAGAAAUAAAAGAAAUAAAACCCGUUGAAAAGAAAACUGAUAAAGAACCGAAGUUAAUUUGUCCAGGAAAAGACGUACCUAGACCGUUUUUCGCAUUACCAUGCACCAUUACCAAAGACUGUGGCGUUUUAGGAAAAAAUCUUCUUUGCUGUGACAAAAGAUGCCGCAAAGGGGUGCCACCUCCUCAAGAAGAAAUUAAACACGAACCAAUCUUCUUUGGAUUAGUGGAUCGUAAAUGUCCGAUGGAUCCAAUAGCCGAAAUAUUUCAAAUAAAACAAUGCGAGAAAGACGACGACUGCCUUCCGAGGAUUUGUUGUCCAGAAAAACUUAGAUCUGGCGAAAUAGUUGGCUAUUGCAGAACGGCCGAGCCGAUUUGGGAUAAAAUGCCUAUUGCAAAACAGCUUACAGAACCUAUUAGAACCUUGGUGAGCUAUAUGCAAUGUACGCCCCCUCCACCUCCCAUUUUGGACGUGUUUCCAAAGCCAUGCGACAAUGGUUUGGAUUGUUUUCCAAAUUUAUGUUGUCAGGAAGGAGGUAAAAGAUUCUGCAGACCUCCGAAAAGAUCGAUAUUGGCUUUGGUUGCAGGAAUAGGGCAGAGAGUCAUACCAAGCGAAGCAGCGAGGGCAUUCAUUGAAAGAAUAUCCUGAGUAUAUCCAGAAAACAAUGUACAAAAGACAAAUUUGUGAUAUAAGCAUUAUUUUAGACAAACAGUGCCUUUAAUACAUUACAAUGAUGUAAAUAUUCCCUUUGUUAUGUUUAACACAAUUUUUAAUCACCUCAUUUUGAUACAUAUGUGACAUGUAAUAUACUCAUUUUUUGGAUUUAGUUAUAUUUUGUUUAAUAAAAUUAAUAUGUAAAUAAAAUGCUUGAUUUUAUUGAAAUAGUUUACUGCGAAGACAACGUAUUUAAACUUAUAUCACUAGUACAAAUUUAAACUUAGCAUUUAUCAUUUUCCUCCUUGUAAUAUUAAAAGGUGGAAAUAAAAUACAUAAAAGUUUAGUUAAUUUGUUUACUGAAGAACAAUGUCAGUUGGACUUAAAUUACUAAAUACAAAACUUAUUUUGUCACUGCAUCUCAGCAAACCAUACAAGGACUUCCUAGUCAAGCU